AUGGCGCCCGCGCCCGGCCGGCCGAGCCACGCCAAGGUGGACAACACGGCGAUCUUCAUGAAGACGUUCGAGGCCAUCUUGCAGAGCAAAGAGGCGCACAAAAACGCCCUGUUGAAGACGGCUACGCAGAAGGCCAUCGACUCGCUCAACAACUCCGCGUCCCGCGACCCGCACGUGCUUUUCGAGGCGUUGAAGUUGGCGUGCGAGACGCCGAACACGGAGUUGAAAUGCAAGGCCGUGGACCUCUUUGCCAAGUUGUUCGACUAUGCGCUGUUCGACGACGAGGCGGACCGCACGCGCUUGACGGACGCGUCGGUGGACGUGAUCUCGGCGUGCUUCGAGGGUGAGGGCACGGACCCGGACUUGGAGUUGCAGGUGGUGCGGGCCCUCAUCCACAGCAUCAUCCUCAUGCCCACGCACGGCGCGUCGCUCUUGAAGGCCGUGCGCCAGAUCUACAACGUGUUCAUCUUCUCGUUGACCCCCCGCAACCAGGCCGUGGCACAGGGCACGUUGACGCAGGUGAUCGCCACGAUCUUCCAGCGCGUGGGCGAGGCCGUCUCCAGCGCCAAGUCCCGCGCGUCUCGCCUGAGCUCGUACGUGAAUAUCCACGUGGGCGCCGUGGCGGAGCCGGCGGAGCACGCGGAGAACGGCGCGGGCAAAAUGACGCUUGAGCAGUUGCAGAACCUCUCCGGCGACUCGGCCGACCUGGCGCGGGUCAGCGAGGCCAACCGCGCGUCGGAAAAGGACGAGGACCUAGUGGUGAAGGACGCGUUCUUGAUUUUCCGCGCCAUGUGCAAGCUCUCCGUGAAAGACUUGGAGGCUGACAGCGUGGACAUGAGGUCGCACUCCGUGCGCUCGAAGCUCCUUUCGUUGCACAUCAUCCACACCAUCUUGCGCAACAACAUCGACAUUUUCUUGAGCAAGGACGUGGUGAUCCUCUCCUCGAGCACGGACGAGCAGACGCGCUUGAUCGACGCCGUGAGAAGCUACUUGUGCCAGGCCCUCAUACGGAACGCGGCCUCGCCGUUGGCCCCGGUCUUCGAGUUGACCCUCGAGACCUUCUGGCUCUUGAUCGCCAACUUGCGGUCCGACUUCAAAAUGGAGAUUCCUGUCUUGUGGGAGCAGAUAUACUUCCCGGUGUCGGAGAUGAAAACCUCCACGCCGCACCAGAAAAGGUACUUGCUCUCAGUCAUCGAGCGUCUCUGUAACGACUCCAGAUGCAUCAUCGAGUUCUACUUGAACUACGACUGCGACAGCUCCCAGCCAAACAUCUGCGAGAUCAUCAUUGAUUACUUGACGAAGCUCGCCUUGUCGCGUGUCGAGGUGUCCUUGGCCCAGAAAGACGCCUUUGAGGAGAACAAGAGAGCAGGCAUUGCGCUCUACGAAGUCAGCAAAAUCGACAACUUGACCACGGCCACCAUGUCUUCAAAGCCACCGGAACCCGACGUCUACAACUUGUUCCCUUUGGAGUACUCCAUGAAAAUAACCUCCUUGAGUUGCUCGGUGGCUUUCUUGAGAUCGCUCCAUUCGUGGGCCCAAAAAGGAUUCGUGUCCCCGCAAAAAUUGGCAAACGCAUUCCCCAAGUUGACUCUCGAGGGUUCUCCUAUUUCGUCCCACAGCAAUUCCCGCAACCCUUCUUUCAUCGGAAAUCAGCAGCCUGCCGCCGAAAGCGAGAGAGACGAUCCAGAGCAGUUCGAGACUCAGAAACAGAGAAAAAGAGCUUUGGUCGAAGGAUGCAGACAGUUUAGUCAAAAGCCAAAAAAGGGUGUUGCCUACUUCAUCGAAAACGGCUUCAUCAAAUCAGACUCGCCGGAAGAUAUUGCGUUGUUUUUGUUGAACACCGAGUCUUUGGAUAAAGCCGCAUUGGGGGAUUACUUGGGUGACGGAAGUGAUAAGAACGUUGCGAUCAUGCAUGCUUUUGUCGACCAAAUGAACUUCCAAGACAACUCCUUUGUUGAUUCUUUGAGAACAUUCUUGCAGCUGUUCAGACUACCAGGAGAGGGUCAGAAGAUCGAUAGAUUCAUGUUGAAAUUUGCAGAGAGGUAUGUGCUAGGAAACCCACGAGUUUUUUCCAAUGCCGACGCCGCAUAUGUCUUGGCUUAUUCAACUGUCAUGCUUAACACAGAUCAACAUUCAAAGCAAGUGAAAAACAGAAUGACAGUUGAAAAUUUCAUCAUGAACAAUUCUGGAAUCGACGAUGGCAAAGAUCUCCCAAGACAAUUUCUUGAACAAGUUUUUUCGGAAAUUCAGGGUAACGAAAUCAAGUUACAGUCAGAGCAUCACGCUGCUUUGCUAGCCGGCGACCAAACUUUGGCUGCGACGCAACAAUCUGGCUUUUUCGGAUCCAGAGACUUGAAUCGCGAGGCUUACAUUCACGCCUCAAAGGAAAUGUCCACAAAGACCGAAAAGCUAUUCAAAACUUUGGGCAAGAAAUCGCGAUCAGAAGAUUCCCCAAACCAGGUUUAUUAUGCAGCUUCCAAUGUGCAGCACGUCAGAUCGAUCUUUGACACCACUUGGAUGUCUAUUUUGGCCGGCUUGACUGGGCCUUUCAAAGAGUAUGACGAACCAAGUGUCAUCAAGAUCUGUUUAGAGGGUAUCAAGCUUUCAAUCAAAAUUUCUUGUUUGUUCGAUUUGGAAUACGCCAAACAGUCUUUCAUUGGUGCUUUGGUCCAAUUCCAAAAUCUUAACAACAUUGAAGAUAUCAGAUCGAAAAAUGUGGAUGCAAUGCACGUCAUGUUGGAAAUCGCAGUCAGCGAGGGAAACUAUCUUCAUAAGUCAUGGACAGCCGUUUUGACUUCGAUUUCGCAACUUGAGAGGCUCCAAUUGAUUGCGAAGGGGAUUGAUAGAGAUUCGAUACCUGAUGUAAGUUCCAUUAAACUCGUCAACAGAAAUUCUAUUGAAAGCACGUCUUCCCAGCCAUCUGGAUUUUUCAGCCUGUUCACUAGGGAGACUUCGGCAUCCCAGUCCGCCUCCAUUAAAUAUCACAACCAACAGCUCUCGGCCGAAUCUGCCCAGUUACUCUUCAGAACAGAAUUGAGCGUUGCCAUCGACAAGGUAUUCACGAACAGCUCUGAAUUAUCUGGUGAAGCCAUUAAAGAUUUUGUGGAAGCUUUGAGUCAGGUUGCCACCGAGGAGAUCGACUCAUCCGGACAAUCAAGCAACCCCAGAAUGUUUUCUUUGCAAAAGGUUGUUGAUAUUUGCUACUACAAUAUGAGUAGAAUUCGUUUGGAAUGGUCGCAAUUGUGGGUCAUCUUGGGUGAUGUAUUCAACAGAGUUGGAUGUAAUCCCAAUUUGGCUGUUGAUUUUUUUGCUUUGGAUUCAUUGAGACAGCUUUCCAUGCGCUUCAUGGACAUUGAGGAACUAGCACAGUUUAAGUUUCAGAAAGAAUUUUUGAAACCGUUUCAGUAUAUCAUACUGCACAAUAAUUCAUUUGAAGUGAAAGACAUGGUCUUGGAGUGCGUGAACAAUAUGGUUUUGGCAAAGGCAAAUAAAAUAAAAUCUGGUUGGAAGACAAUCUUUGAAGUUUUGACUGUGGCUGCGAAAGAUAAGAAGGAUGCUCUCGUUACAAAAGCCUAUAAAUUGGCGUUUACAAUCAACAAGGACUUCAGCGACGAAGUGAUCAAACAAGAUUCGUUUGCAGAUUUGGUUACAUGCUUCACAGAAUUUGCGAAGAAUGAGCAAUUGCAAAAGGUUGGCCUAUUAUCUUUGGAGGUACUAUCGAGAUUAAUCGUACGGGUGGCGAAAACUUCAAUCGAGCUUAGCAGCAAAGAUACUAUUUCAGCUACAAGGGAUUUUGCAAGUGAGAAAUACGAGAAUCUCAUGAAGUUGUGGUUCCCUCUAUUGUAUGGUUUCUACGACAUCAUCAUGAGCGGCGAAGAACUUGAAGUGCGUUCUCGUACCUUGACUCACUUCUUUGACGUUCUUCUUAAAUACGGAGACCAUUUCGAGACCGAUUUCUGGGACUUGAUUUAUCAAAAGCUCUUGGCCCCCAUUUUUGGCGUUAUUGCCUGCCCCUGGGGUUUGAGAUAUGAUGAUGAUGGUGCUUCAGCACAGUAUGGGGUGAAUAUGGCCGACAAUGACAAGAUGUCAUUCUGGGUUUCCACAACUUUCAUUCAAGCCUUGAAUGGCAUGGUCUCUCUCUUCUCGCACUAUUUUGAUGCUCUUACUCCCAGAUUCGACGACUUGCUUAACUUGUUGGUUAGUUGCAUUUGUCAAGAAAACGACACAAUUGCUAGAACAGGAAAAUCGUGCUUUGAAGAGUUCUUGGUACAGAAUUGCGACAAGUUCCUGAAAGGACAAUGGGAUGCCAUUCUCAAAACCUUUUCUCUGUUGUUUGAUCUCACGACAGCCAAAGAGUUAUUUACUUUGGAUCCAUUGAGAGAAGAUGAAGAAAACUCUGACGUGAAUUCUUUGGAUAUCAAUGACUCGGAAGAUAUGCACACGAAAGACACAGAGGAAGUUUCGGGAGAUAAGUCUUCCAUUGUCAUCAAGUGCGUGCUACAAUUAUUGAUGAUAGAACUAGUUCUGGAGCUUGCAGUGAAGGACGAGUUUUACGAGGCCGUUCCGGACGAACAUCUCACGGAAAUCUGUCAGCUUCUUUACAAGAGUUUCGACUUUGCCAAACGUUUCAAUGACGACUACGAUUUAAGAGUCCGUUUGUGGAAUGCAGGGGUGAUCGAGAGGCUUCCAAACUUGUUGAAACAAGAAAGCAUGUCUGCGGCCGUCUUCUUGAAUGUAAUGUUCAGACUUUACUGUGACGACAAAAAAGCCACGAGUCAGGAAAGCAAAGAGACCAUCGUGACGUCGGUAGUGCCUUUGUCUUACUCUAUUGUGGAACGAUUCUGUGAGCUCGACGAAAGCAAUCAACUGAAGAGCAUUGCUACGUGGAGACCAGUCAUCACGGAGAUUUUCGAAGGCUUCGUGGAAAUGGACGAUGAUGAUUUCGCCAACCACUCUCCUGACUUGUUUAAACUUACAAUCACCCUAUUUGGGCGGGCUACGGGUGGUGAUUUGCGGAGAGCCCUUCAGAUGUUCUUGGCCCGGGUGGGGAGCGUUUUUGUGAAGAAACCACAGUCGGUGUAG
Metschnikowia bicuspidata var. bicuspidata NRRL YB-4993 is the source of this 5082-nucleotide messenger RNA. It is a transcript of the gene SEC7, whose product is annotated as Arf family guanine nucleotide exchange factor. Gene Ontology annotation, biological process: regulation of ARF protein signal transduction. The coding region runs from base 1 to 5082 and encodes 1693 amino acids. NCBI's taxonomy places the organism in Eukaryota, Fungi, Ascomycota, Pichiomycetes, Serinales, Metschnikowiaceae. Gene Ontology annotation, molecular function: guanyl-nucleotide exchange factor activity. The record is from RefSeq and is a predicted model, not a curated record. The transcript has a single exon.